AUGGUCAUCGGCGUUUGGCGUCCUGCUCCUUACGCUUUGCGCCGUUCUACCGACGUCACUGAGCGAUCCAUCGCAUCAUAUAGGUGGCUCUUUCAAGGAUCCUCCGUCGACGACUCCUUUCAUCUAUGUACUGGGACAAACGUUAACCUUCGCCUUCUGGCCCGAGUCCUUCCUCAGGAAGCUCGUGUACGUUACAAGCGCAUCAUGUCAACUGACCUCAUAACUUCCUUGUCAUUCAUGUCCCUCCAUCUUCUCAUUGCCCUUCCACCCGUCUGUUCACAUUUCCUUUUCAGUCAGACUACUGUCUCUAAUGCGCCUUCCAGUGACAAACUCCACGGAGCCCCAGGGCAUAUCAGGUUGAUUGGGCGAGAGAUCUAUCUGGCCAUGCCAGGAAAGCAAAUCGAGGGCUUGUUCAGGAACUCUCAUGGAUUGGUACCGGCACCUAGUCUGUUCUACGCCAUGUCCGUAUUCUUUGGUCUAUCGGGGAAAGACCUUGAUAUGUUCAAUCAUGAUCGGAUCUCGAAAUACGAAGAGCAGGUGGACCUUACUACGAGCCACCCGGAUCCGUCUCGCCGCAUCAUGGAGCAUCAGAAGCAAGACUUCGCUUUCUAUCUGCAAAAGAACAACUUAGAGUCGGUCAUGAAGAGGUUCGUCGAUAACUUCGAAUCACAACUAUCCCAAGAUCCCCAAAUCGGCAAUGACUGGACUUACUUCCCCGACCUCUUCAACUUCAUGUCAGACCUCAUAUUCAAGGCUCAUCUCGAAGCAUUGUAUGGGCAGGAAAUUUUGAAGCUUUGCCCUACUUUCUGCCAGGACUUUUGGACCUUUUACAACAUGUUCCCGAUGCAUCAGAACUUUGACACCUGGCGAACAUGGUGUGACGACAAUUUUGACUGGAACAAUGAAGCCCUGCACGAUUCGGAGUACGAGCCUGUGUGGGGCACACAGUACGUCCGUAAGAUGGUCCAACGCCACCAAGAUUUGGGGCUGAGUAGGAAUGGUGUGGCUGCGGUGAUGUUAGGUUAUCUAUUCGUCACCGUUGCGAACACAAUCCCGGCCGCUUUGUGGAUGAUCCUACACAUCGUCCUUGACGAGGAUCUUCUCCAUCGAGUCCGCUCUGAACUCCUUGCCGACUGCCAUCCGCCCACUUCCCAGGGCCAGCUCAACAUCAAAUCACUUCUGGCAGACCCCUUAAUCAACUCCAUAUACCAUGAGACACUUAGGCUACGAGUCGCAAGCGCCGUGGGACGUACAGCGACCAACGACAGAAUCUGUCUGGCCGGGGGUUGGAAGGUCCGGAUGGGUGUUCCCAUCAUGUUUAUGGGAUGGCUCGCUGGUUUGGAUGAUGAUUUUUGGAACACGGGUCGGCGGCUUCCCGAUGGCGAGAUGCAGCGUCCUCUGGACGUUUUCUGGGCUGAAAGAUUUUUGACAUACCCAAGCGACCCUACCAGUGGUCCUGUAAAAAAAGAGCUGCGACCUAAACGCGCCUCCGCUAAGAGGCUCACGAGGCGUAGAGACACAGACGAUACACGACCAAAACUCGCCCUCGCGGGUCUUCGCGGUCACCACUUUCCUUUUGGGGGAGGGCAAUUUCGUUGCCCAGGCGAGUCCAUGGCAAAACAAAUCAUGUUUGUCUCGACCGCUAUGGUGUUGCAGAAAUUGCAAAUCGAUCUUGUGGAUCCAGCAAUGGCGAAAAAGACCAAGUCUAGACAUAAAGCAUUCCCGUUCGGCUCUCACACGUUUGACAGGGUAGUCCCUAUCAGAGUUCGCCGAUAUGUAUAG
Molecule: messenger RNA, 1782 nt
Organism: Fusarium coffeatum
Lineage: Eukaryota; Fungi; Ascomycota; Sordariomycetes; Hypocreales; Nectriaceae
Exons: 4
Coding region: 1-1782 (593 amino acids)
Molecular function (GO): heme binding; steroid hydroxylase activity; iron ion binding
Source: RefSeq, a predicted model, not a curated record